UAGUGAUCAGUUAUUGGUAGUACCAGGACAAUUCCAACAGAAAGGAGCCGCAACAUGCUGGUAUCAAAGCUUUUGCGAUUCAGAGAUGGACCCAUGUGGCACAGUCUUAAUGAUUAUGGAGUGGACUGGAGAUCUGGAAUAAAUAAAGCAUAGAAUAUUUAAAGAGCUAGAUUUGGCAUGAAUUCUCUUUCAUCCAUAUCUGCCCUUGGGGUUAUACAAAAUGGAUCAGGUGUGUUGGACUAAGGAGGAAGAUGCAGAUGCCAUUGUACUCAAUAUGUGGGGAAUCACACCAGAGACAAUUGGCCGUCUACUGACCAAUAAAUGGGCCAUGGUCAGAGGUAUUCAAGAAGGAAUUGUGGCUGGAAUGGUAGCUGCAACACUCCAAUACGAAAAAACAACCAAUGCUGUCCAAGGAAGACUGGCCAGGAUUCGCAAAACGCAUCCUGAGAUUUGGUCAAACAAAGGCAGCUGGAAUAGGAACACAGUCCCUGCUUUCCUUGAGAAUUUGCAACUUGACCGAGACCUUGUCUGCAAUCUCUUGACAUUAAGUCUGUUCUUCUUUUUUUUUUUUUUUUUUUUUUUCUCUCUCUUCUUUUUACAAUGGUUCUGUGCACUGACUUUCAUUUAGCAUCAAACAGUGGAUCAUCUGCUAUCAGCAAAUGGAACGGCGACAAGCGGCAGCCAGUGAAGCGAG
This is a messenger RNA of Aspergillus ruber CBS 135680, 694 nucleotides long. RefSeq lists its product as uncharacterized. The record is from RefSeq and is a predicted model, not a curated record. Lineage: Eukaryota; Fungi; Ascomycota; Eurotiomycetes; Eurotiales; Aspergillaceae. Bases 221 to 628 code for a protein of 135 amino acids. The transcript has a single exon.